Alternaria ethzedia is the source of this 1818-nucleotide messenger RNA. It is a transcript of the gene VEL1, whose product is annotated as velum formation- protein. Lineage: Eukaryota; Fungi; Ascomycota; Dothideomycetes; Pleosporales; Pleosporaceae. Bases 1 to 1818 code for a protein of 605 amino acids. The record is from RefSeq and is a predicted model, not a curated record. The transcript has a single exon.
AUGUCCAACAUUGCUGUCAGCCACGAAAACAAGAGCCAAUUCAUCCGCACCACCAAGGAUGGUCGCACCAUUCGCUACAAUCUGCAGGUAAUCCAGCAGCCCGAACGUGCGCGUGCAUGUGGUAGCGGCGCAAAGUCGAGUGCCGAUCGCCGACCCGUGGACCCUCCCCCGAUUGUCGAGCUUCGCAUCUACGAGAACGACCAGGACAUCACCUUCGCCUACAAUGCGAGUUUCUUCCUCCAUGCCAGUCUCGAAAAUGCGCGCGCCAUUGCACAUGGACGCACCCAGUCCUCGGCAGGCCCCAGCUUUCCUGUCCUGACCGGCACCCCCGUCGCAGGCAUGGCCUACCUCGAGCGCCCUACGCCCGCCGGCUACUUCAUCUUUCCCGAUCUUUCAGUCCGUCACGAGGGCAAGUACCGCCUGAGUUUCGCUCUGUUCGAGAACUUGGCCGAGGUCAAGGACCUGGACCCUGGUGACCCAGAAGUCAUCUUCGACGGCAACCACUUUGUCUCCCACCGUGCUGAGGUUAGAUCAUCGCCAUUCACCGUCUUCUCUGCGAAGAAGUUCCCUGGUCUGUCCGAGAGCACAGCCCUAAGUCGCCAGGUUGCCGAGCAGGGCUGCCGUGUUCGCAUCCGUCGCGAUGUGAGGAUGAGGCGCCGCGAGAACAAGUCGUCCAAGGAAUGGGACGAGUAUGAUGAGGAAGGUGGUGGCUACGACCGCGCGAGAGGAACAGCGACCCCCGAAAACUAUGGCCAGGCACCAAACGCCCCUCUCGAUGACCGUCCGCGGUCCGUCUCCAACGCCAGCAAUCCGUCGCUGGCACCACCCCGCCGUCCGAGCAUGGAGGAGAUGGCACAUGGCUAUCCUGCCAGCAAUGGCUAUCAGCAGCAGAUGCCACCGCCGCAGAACCCCACGUACACGCAAAUGCCUUCGUAUGCAUCGAGCCAGCAACACCAAUACUCGCAGCAGUACUCCGCUCCCCAAACGCCUUCCAUGAUGCAACCUCCCCAGCAUUCUACUGCAUACUCGCAACACCCGCAACAUUCUCAGCACGCUCAACACGCCCAACACAGCAGCUACUCGAGCCAGCAGCAACCUCAGCCCACAAUGCCCGCAAGCCAGCAAUACAACUACUCAAACUACCAGCAGCCGGCGCACUACGACCAGGUUCCUCCUUCUCGUCAGGAACACGUUCCCGCCGAGUACGCUCAGCCAGUCGACUACCGACGCUCGUCUGUGACCCAAUCGUCGCCUCAGCAAUACUCCGCGCCCAGCCAUGCAGUGCAAUCCUACAGCUCCAUGGAUCAAUACAGUCGACCACAGCAAAUGAGCCAGCCACUGCAACCCCUGCAGCCCCUACACACCUCACCACAGGCUUAUGCUUCGUCUACACCUAGUGCUGUGCACACUCCCAGCCACCAGCCGCUGCCAUCUUUGAGGCCCAUCGUCGCCGAAAAGCUGGAGCCCGUCUCGCCUUCUUACCAGUCACCGCCCGGUACCCUUUCAGCUACCAUGUCGGUCAACUCUGACGGGUCCAGCCAGAACUAUGCGCUGCCCAAGUUCAACGCCCAGGCACAGGGUCUUCCGCCCAUGUCGGCUGGAUCAAGCAACAAACGUUCCUUCUCCAGCACAUUCGACUCCCGCCACUUGAACGAACGCAUGGUGUCUGGCAGCAGGCCACAACCCUCUGGUGCUGGGUACAGCUACGAUCCUGCCGACUCUCCGGAUAUGGAGGAGCCAAUGGACCGAGCGGCCAUGAGCUACCGGCGUGCGGACGGGACACAACGGCAACGUCAUGUACCCGCAGUCGGUCAUUGA